AUGGGCAGAAACAAGAAUGGAUUUUUUGCCAAGCAAUCCGAGCCAGGAUCUGGAAGGUGAGUUCAAUACUUCAUCUAGGUUAAGUAUUCCUCUGAUAAUGAACGAACGAUUUUUCAUACUAAUAACUUAAGUCGAGUUGUUUUGAACAAGAGCCGAUAAAGUUAUAAUGAAUUUAGAGAACGACUUUAUCAGUGCAUGCGAAGCUAUCAACAGCCAGGGCACUGAUACAGUUAUACAUCAAUGCAGGACGGGGAAGCGCUGGUUGUGUUCUGGUUAAUAUAUACAUAUGUUGUGCAUAGUAUAUUUCAUGCGCGUCAGCCUUAAGUUGGAACUAGGUAGCUAAAUUAGUAUAAAAAAGGCAGAAGUUCAAAUUCGUUUAUAACGGCACGUUAGCAAACACGAACAAAGAGUUUUAUCCUUUCCACGAUCGAGGUCAUGCUUUGUGAUGAGUUGAUGGUAUGAGUUGAAGAUUUGCUAUGCGUUCCAAUAGAAUAAUUUUGAUUUAAGUCCUGGCUUGCAUUAUAAUGACGAGGGAUGCAUUAUAAUGACGAGAAAUAAUUAUGCCAAUUUCUGGGGCGAAUAAAUGUCUGUCAAUCUUCAUCAAAAUAUCAAAAUAUCAAAAACUACAUAAUCACCUAAUCUAAGACUAAGUGAACAAAUUGAUAAAAUGUAGAAGCAAUGAAGCAGCAAUAUACCGUUUCAAACUUAAAAUAAACUUCGAUUUGAACAAAUUUUAGCACUAUUUGGGAAUAGAACAGCUUACAAAUACCCGAAACUGCAUUUGAUACGAGACGCGAGAUUGUUUACGAUUGUUACGGUUCAUUAAGAAACCCUUCAAACAUAACCUCCAUAUCGGCCACUGCAAACUGCUUGAUAUUACGCAAUCGUGCAGCUCGAGGCUGCCGAAGAUUUGAGUUUGAGCCAUAAUAAAAAUAUAUAUCAUAUUUUUUGCAAUAUAAAAAUUAGCCCUAGGGCUAGAAUUACAGUGGUUUUUUUUCGAAAACGAUGGAUAAAAUUCAUUGGUUUAUACAAAGCCAGUUGUUUUUCAUUGAAGCAAUAUUCCCAGCCUUAUUACCAUAGCUAGAGACAAUACUAUAAGCACUUGACUAAUUAUAUGGCGCUACAUGCAUAUAUAGUGUUUCCCUAAAACGGUUUGACUGCUAUAAGCCAAUGGUGUACGUUUCAAGCAAUAUUCUCAAGCCUCAUUGCCAUAGAAUACCAUAGAGACGAUAUUAGCACUGGUCUAUGCAGGGCUUUUUAUAAAUAUUCUAAUAAAGUCAAAGAGACCAUGCAGAGCGUGAGAUUCUGGUAUAACAACUUAAAAGAGACGUGACUGCUCGCUUGCAUAGCCAUAUAUAGUGGCUUCUUAUUGUAUACUGAUAGGCAAAACUUCGCUGUUUUUUGGCUAAAGCGAAUUUGAAGAGAGGAUAAAAUUCUUAGAACAAAACACUACGUAACAGAAAACAAAACUCGUCUUCUCAGAGCACGACAGAAAUGCAUAACUGAAAGGAACUGUACAGCGUAAAAUAAAAUACGUACAAUGAAACAAUACCGAAGAGAGUGUAACCUAAUUUGAACUUAUAUUACAGGUGGAUUGAAAGCAAUCCAAGACACCAAAACGGCGGCGGUCAUGUUGCCUUUGUUGGUGUCAAAUUAAUUAAAUGAAAGAUAAUGAGAUUCUUUUGAUGAAAUACCACCAACAUGGCCGCCUUGACGUAAUGUGCAAUCGACGUAUUGUAUAUAAUAUAAACUUUAGCAAAGCCAGCCAUGCAUUCGCCAGUAGGGUAUCGCAAACAAUGAACAUAAAUAGAACAGAAUGUUCUCGUACCGCUUGGUGAUUAUUUUGGUCAACAAAUCAAUAAUCAGACGUUGUAUAAGUAUUGAAAAAUAUAGAUCAGAAUGACUUGGGUGAUUUUAUUACCUUUUUCGAAAAACAAUGUUUAUAAAUUAAGUCGAAAAUUCAGUUGUUUACAACACUAUUUGAACAUUUAAAAACGCAGGAUUUUAACCGAACAAUUUUUGACAAAGGUAAAACGGUAACAACAUAUUUCCAGAUAUUAUAUAUUACAGGUCGAAACCGCUAACGGAGUUUUUGAUUUUACAACUCUAUUUUAACAGCUUUUACACCAAUUUUGCAAUAUAAACAAUUAUUAAACUUGUGCUCUUUAGCAAUGAUUUAAAAGAAAGCAAAUUAACCACUAGUCACGUAUUCACCAAAGCAGUAAAUUAAAAUCUGGCGUUUGAAGUUUACGUUUGGCGCAUAAAUUUCAUACUUGAACUGCUAUGAGGGCUUGUAUAGUCGUUAAAGCAUGAAAUUUAUACGCCAAACGUAAACUUCAAACGCCAUGCAAGUCUUAAUUUACUGCUUUCGCGAAUACACGACCAGAGUUAAUUUGUUUUCUUAAAUCAUUGUUAAAUACCACAAGUUUAAUAAUUAUUUAAUAUAUUUCAAAGCUGGUGUAAUAGCUGUUAUAAUAGAGUUGUAAAAUCAAAAACUUCGUUAGAGGUUUGACGUUUGCCGUAAACGUCAAGCUAAAACUCUCUAUUUAGUCUUUCACAUUUUGCUUUCCUAAAUUCUUGCCGAAGAGGAAGCCAUUUUGGUUUCCGAAAUAACGCAUUGUAUUAAUGGAAUGACGUGAUGGCGUGCAAUAAUCUAUUCUCAUAUUGCACCCGUUGACGUCCAUAGUGCAAUACUUUAACCCGUAUUGCAUCAUUGAUGUUACAACUCGUAUUUGGUCAGCCAUUCAAGAUACCAAAUAUCGAAAAUAGAUUGUUAGAGGCAAAGAUGAUUGCACGUGCAUGCCUUUCGUUUUUGCGUGAUAUUGGCGCUUGGAUGAAGACCCUCAGCGCGGAGACGUUUAUAUGUCGCGCAUUACUAGUCAUUUAAAAUGGGCAAACAGACAAACGCAUCCUCCCAGUGGCUUCUUACAAAUACAAGCAAUUAAGAUAAAAUUUACAGCAUGUAAAAGUACACUGACCGAUUCCUUGCACUCAAUUUCAUCUCCCUUUCAAUUUUUUCUAUUUUAAUCUCGUAGAAAAUCGCACCACCAAGCCACCAGAAGGCCACCAUAUUGGACAGUGCAAGAAUUCGAAGAUGACAAACCAUAUAUGGAACUAUGCUGGGAGGCUGAACAAGAUGCUCGAUUUCUGCUUGGCAUAUCCAACGACCGGACCAGUUUCACAAUGCGAGCUGAACCGGUAAUACCAGCAGGUCAGAGGGCUCGGUCGCCCUUGGGAAGCCCAUUGAAAAAAUCGUACACACAAAACAGGGAAAUUAAAACUGAGUCAAUAUACUCCCAAUUUAAAAACAACCGGACCUCGUUUUUGGACAAUCGUACGUCGUUUCUUCCAUAUCGUUCAGCAAAAAAGGACAUUUUGAGCAAGCCAUCCCGUAGUGAAAAACGAUUGUCCACGGCAAUUUUAAGCAAACCAUCAACUCCCAGGAGAAGCAAAACACCAGCCUCCAGAUGUAAAUCGGAUAGCGAAGCUUACAGUUAUUCUCAAGACUACAACACUGGGACAUUAACACGAGAUGAUGAUAUCGAUCAUCUGGAGGAUCUGAGAUUAUCGUUGUUGAGCUGGACCACAACAACGCACGAGUCUUUCGUAGCGAGUGCUGGUAUUCCAAAUGAACCACGUAGCAGCCCUACGAAACCUCUUCAUAGAUCAGUAAGCGACAUCAGUAUGAAUAGAUAUCGCCAUGAGAGCCCAAGAAAAACUCCAGAAAGACGGCAGGAACUGGGAAAUUCACCCUCAUUUCCUUACAGUGGAAGAAGCUCGAGGCUUGAAGAUAUAGAAGGGACGGACGAUGAAGUUGCCCGUAUAACGGUAUGUACACAGCUAUAUAUGUUAAUUAAUGUUGUCUGAAGGCGGUUGUCAAUGCAUGUAGAAUGUUCGUUUUCUCACAGUUUGUGCAAAUAUCAAGGAAGCGAUUUAGCACUCUCCUGCUUCAUGCCACUGUAUGCAACUGUCUCAGCCAAUAAGAAUUGAGAAACUUUUAUCAUGUACUUUGUAUCUUAUCGACGUUUUCACCAAUAUUCACAUACCCAUAUUUAAAUAUUAAUGCUGGUGGAUUACAAUUAUUAAUUGCACAACAGUUUAAGGUGCAGGAGUCCACUAUUAGUUUGCUUCAGUACAAACAUUACAAGGCAACAAAUGGUGGUACUGGAAAUACGUGCGCAGAAUACAGAAGAAAAGUAUAGGAAUUGAAAAAGUAUAGGAAUUGAAAAAGUAAACAUUUCCCCUUGCUGUCUUAGCUGCAGUAUUACAGUAAUGUAAGUGAUCUCAGUCCUCUAGCCUGCCCAGUGAUGAAGAAUUGCUUUCUGGCAAUUCCCAAAUAGUUUGGAAUAUCUAUCACUGAACCAGGCUUCUAAAGUAGGCAUCAUCAUCUAACCCUGGUCGUAAUUUCGAACUGUUGUUCUGCAUAUGGCACCCUUCAAUUGUGUGCGAAUUUUAUACAUUUAUUUAGACCUGCCCAGGAGGAGCCUGUGUACAGCCGUUACUCUCGACGAAACGCGCGAGACGUCUGUGAGUUGGAUGCAUAAUCCUUGUUCAGGUCACGUGGAUAGUUCCCAGAUUUGGGGACCGGCCUCUGAUUGGACAGUGCUUUAUUUGAAUAAUUUAUGACAAAUGAAGCUAUUUCAUUGGUUAAUUGAUAAUUAGCAUGCGUUUAAAAUAACAACACAAAAAUUUUAAAAUUCCUGAUCAAGAAUCAAGAUUUCCUUCGGGGCAUACAAAGGUUUGAAAGACUUGAAAUACAAUCUUAAAAACGAUACACCAGAAAUAUAUUGCAUAUAUUUCUCGAUGACGAGAUUUGUUUUGAGUGCGAACAAUGCUGAACGAUGAUCAUUGCUGGCAAGUCCGGUGCACAAGCUCAUUUCUUGGCGUACAUAGACUACAUAUAUAUGGCGUAUAUUUGUUUACAAAGACAAAGUAUUAAAUAUAAACACAACUGGUUAUUCAAAAGGUGCGUUUUAAAGUAAUUAAAAGUUAACUGGCCAAGUAAGACGAAGUUAAACACAUUACAUGUAAAGAAAAUGCUUUAUCGCGAGGGGUCGGGAUAUAUAAACAGAUUGUCAAUUUAUUAAAUUGUCAAUUAUAAAUUGUCAAUUCUUGAUCAGGAAUUUUAAAAUUUUUGUGUUGUUAUUUUAAACGCAUGCUAAUUAUCAAUUAACCAAUGAAAUAGCUUCAUUUCUCAUAAAUUAUUCAAAUAAAGCACUGUCCAAUCAGAGGCCGGUCCCCAAAUCUGGGAACUAUCCACGUGAUCUGAACAAGGAUUAUGCAUCCAACUCACAGACGUUCUCUCGCGCGUUUCUUCGAGAGUAACGGCUGUACACAGUUACCCAGGAGCAGCUGUGACAAAAUGCAAUUAUGAGCAGGAAUCGAACCUGUGGCUCUGUGAUUCCAAUUGUAAAAUUCCAGAGUCCAAUUGUCGAGCUCUAACCGCAAGUUCAUGUAUACUUAGUAAGGUGAUCAUGCCAUGGUAAAUAUCCCAAUCGCCUAGAGUUGCAUUUUUUCGCAGCUGCUUCUGGUUAGAUCUAAAUAAAUGUAUAAAAAUCACACUCGAAAUUUCCAUGUACAAAAUUCUUUAGUUCAAUCGAGUGAGAUGUCCAAAAAUUCUGAUACUUAUAGUGAAAACCAUCUAUGUUGAUGAAAAUUUCAACUUAAUUAAUUAAAUUACACUGUUAUUUGCUAGGCCGGUGCAUCGCGUACAUCUUCACCUGCAGGCUUCCAUAGCAGUCAACGAUCUAGAUCCGUUCAAGGUGAUCGAGACAGCCUUUUUGCUGACAGCCCUAGAGAUUCUUACUACGAAGCCCAAAGACUUGCUCACAUGCGGAGAAUGGACAAUGACGGGAAGACAUUCCUAUCCAGAGCAAUGAGAAAUCCAAUGACAAAAUACAACUUUAUGGCCCAGUCGUGAAUAGAUAUUAUGGUAGAGGGUAAGAAAGCUUCGGAUUGAUACUGAUAGGGAUACAACUACCUGAAAAAUACAAGGAGAACUUUGAUUUUUCGAGCGAAGGACCGGGGGUCGGAAAAUUACAUGAGUUUUUAUACUAGCGAUAAAAAAAAUAAACCAAUCAGAUGGAUUUUGUCAAAACAAAGUGUAAACAUAAAAAAUGC
Molecule: messenger RNA, 6120 nt
Organism: Paramuricea clavata
Lineage: Eukaryota; Metazoa; Cnidaria; Anthozoa; Malacalcyonacea; Plexauridae
Source: the annotation of a GenBank genome assembly